Molecule: messenger RNA, 765 nt
Organism: Phoenix dactylifera (date palm)
Lineage: Eukaryota; Viridiplantae; Streptophyta; Magnoliopsida; Arecales; Arecaceae
Source: RefSeq, a predicted model, not a curated record
AUGAUACAGCAGUGGUUAGCCUGCCCUCAGACAUGUCGGGAGGCCAUUAGAGCGACCUGCACAGCUCUCCAGAUCUGGUUGGCCCGGAACGCCCGCACCCUCGGCGAGCGCAGGGUGUCACCGAGGUUUGUAGCGGAGUUCGCGCGAGCACAGGCAUUGGAGAUCAGACCCUCUUCCGAUAGACCUUCGAUAGCUUGGGACACCUGGGGUUCCCUCUCUGCUUCGGCAGCGUCUCAGAUGGUGUAUUUCACCUGGGAGCUCCCACCCCCGAGUUUCCUCAAGGUCAACUUCGACGGAUCUGUACAGGAUGGAGGUGCGCAGGGUGGUGCGGGUUUUGUGAUACGAGGCCCGCACUCCAGAGUGGUGGCAGCAGGUGGCUGUCAGUUGUUCGGCAUUUCGGUCCCCGGGGCAGAGCUACGAGCUGCUUGGGCGGGUCUUCGAUAUGCGAGGCAGGUACUGGGGGCCGGCUCGGUUGUCUUGGAGGGCGAUUCGGCCACAGUUAUCGGGUGGAUCCAGCAGGGGUUGAGGGGGGUGGGCAUAGACCACCCCUUGACUCGGGACAUUAGGAUGAUGUGUGGGGCUGGGGUGGCCGUUGAGGCCAAACAUGUAUUCAGAGAAGCCAAUGGGGCGGCCGAUUGGGUGGCUGCCUUUGCGGCUUACCAUUCAGGGUACACCCUUUGGGUGGGGGAGGCGGAGUUGCCAUUGGCACUCCGUGAGCUAGUGUAUUUUGACCUUAUUGGGUGUAUUCAUACACGUUGUGUAUGA